Punica granatum (pomegranate) is the source of this 1731-nucleotide messenger RNA. The record is from RefSeq and is a predicted model, not a curated record. NCBI's taxonomy places the organism in Eukaryota, Viridiplantae, Streptophyta, Magnoliopsida, Myrtales, Lythraceae.
UCUCCCUUGCUGAAAGUUUAUCUCUCCUCUGCUGCUCCUCGGCGUUGCACGGCGGCCGCUGAUCCCUAACCUCUACUGCUGCCGCCCCCGUCUCUCCCUUCACCGUCGGCCUUCUCUGAGGAUCCCUAAGGAGCUCCCGAUCCUCGCGGGCUUCAACUGCUCCCACCUUGUCUUCGACCUCGACUGUCAUUUGCCACUGGUUCCCGCCAUGCAAGCCAUCUCCAGAGCACGGAGAUUGCAGAGCCUUCUCAAAACCUCACUUCGUCCCAGCUCGGCGCGACUAGGCUGUCUUAAUGACGGUGGAAUCAUCCAGUCCUCUUGCGGCGACCCGCAGCAAAUUUCCAGAUACCAGAGCUCGUACUCUGCUCUCGGCUCCCUCCGCUUCUCAGGGCUAGUUCAAGACAAUGGCUUGGGAGCGGCACGCCAUUUGAUUAUACCGAGCGCAUCAUAUUCUUCCAGUGCGAGCACAGACGCUGAUGGCCCCAGAGAUACUGUGAAAGAAUUGCACGAGAAAAUUCUCGAGUCCGUAAAUACGAAGAGAACCAUGGCUCCAAAUGCUUGGACGUGGUCUAUGAUCGAUAACUGUAGAAACCCCGAGGAUAUUAAGCUUCUCUUUGAUGCAUUGGAAAAGCUCAGAAGAUUUAGACUGUCAAAUCUUCGUAUUCAUGAAAACUUCAACUGCCACCUUUGCCGAGAAGUUGCAAAAGCAUGCGUCCGUGUCGGUGCUCUCGAUUUUGCAAAGAAGACUCUGUGGAAGCAUAACGUGUAUGGUUUGACUCCGUCUAUUGCAUCAGCACACCACUUACUGUCACAUGCAAAGCAGCACAAUGAUGCUAAACUUUUGGAGGAAGUAAUGAAACUUGUGAAAAGGAAUGAUUUGCCAUUGCAGCCUGGUACAGCAGAUAUUGUUUUCAGCAUAUGCUAUAACACAAAUAACUGGGAUUUGCUGGCUAAGUAUUCUAAAAGAUUUGUCAAGGCUGGGGUGAAAUUGCAUAGAGCGGCUUUUGACAUAUGGAUGAAUUUCGCUGCUAAAAGAGGAGAUGUUCAGUCCCUCUGGAAAAUUGAGGAGUUAAGAUCCCAGUCCACGAAGCAGCAUACCCCUGGAACGGCAAUUGCAUGUGCUAAGGGUCUUCUACUAGAAGGCAAACCUGAUGAAGCUGCUGCUAUUGUUCAUGCCAUAAAUGAGAGUCUACCUGACACGAAGCAAGGAAGCAUUGUGGUUGAACUUCAAAAGCUCGUGAGUGAGUGGCCUUUGGAAGUUAUCAAGCACCAAAAACCUGAGGAUCGCAAGGCAUUGGCAGCUGCUUUGAAAUCCCAUAUCCCAGCCAUGGUCAACAGUCUACUGAACACAACUGGCCUUCAGGUGACUGUUAACAUGGAAGAUUUAAUCAAGGCUGAGGAAAUUUCUGCCUGAGGGGAUCAAAUUUUUGGUCUAGCGCACAAGCAUGCCGAGCAAAAUAUAAUGUAACCCCAGAGUUCAGGUCAGUGCAUUCUAACCCAGAAUCUGGCAAUCUGCAUCCAAGAAGCUAGAUAAAUUGUACUAUCAAGUCAUAUUUGGAAGCAGGUUCAUUUUGCUUGGUAGAAUAAAUUCAAUCUCUUCCGCCUCAGGAAAUAUAUCUUGAUCAUGUUUCCUGCAUAGAUUCAGUGUCCACUCUAGAAGAGAUUCUGGAAUUAUUUGUUCCUGUUGAUUGAGGCAAUUUUAAAUUAGAGUUUCUAUUUUUGAUCAUCAUC